This is a messenger RNA of Apiotrichum porosum, 309 nucleotides long. RefSeq lists its product as uncharacterized. The transcript is spliced from 2 exons. NCBI's taxonomy places the organism in Eukaryota, Fungi, Basidiomycota, Tremellomycetes, Trichosporonales, Trichosporonaceae. The coding region runs from base 1 to 309 and encodes 102 amino acids. The record is from RefSeq and is a predicted model, not a curated record.
AUGUAUUGGUCGUCGUCGUCCGACGUCAGUACCGCCCUGCGAACUCUCAGCAACGCCUAUGCAUAUGUCACCGUGGGCCUCUUCCUCAUCUCGGCCAUCGUUUGUGCCAUUGCGGCGGCCGGUGCCUUCAGCCAGCACAAUGUCAAGUACAACAUCGCACAAAUCCUCGCCAUGUCUGCCAACAGUAGCGUCAUUGGGCCCGCCUCACUGAGGACAGCGUUCGCUGGUCACGGGCACGGCAGGGACCCCUAUCGCGGACACCUUUACACCACCAUCGAUGUGCAGGGGAACAACCACCGCGCCAUAUGA